This is a messenger RNA of Penaeus vannamei (Pacific white shrimp), 1358 nucleotides long. Lineage: Eukaryota; Metazoa; Arthropoda; Malacostraca; Decapoda; Penaeidae. The record is from RefSeq and is a predicted model, not a curated record.
GCAGCAUGCUCUUCCUCGGCUCCCUCCCCGGCUUCCUCUUCGCUGGCUGGCUGGUGCGGGCGCUGGGGAGGCGGUGGUCCAUGGUCGCCGCUUCCCUGCCGGGUCUGCUGGGCGCCAUCUUGAUCUGCCUGGCGCUGAACACCGAGAUGGUCCUCGUGGGAAGGUUCCUCGAGGGCGCGAUGUUCGGGAUGAUGGGCGUGGCGACGAGGACCUACAUCGUGGAGAUCGCCGACACCGAGAUUCGAGGCUCGGCGGCCGUCGUGGUCAACCUGAUGAUGCAGGUCGGCAGCGUCUCCGUGAUCGCCCUCGGCAUCCCUCUGAAGUGGUACCAGGUGUCCUUCGUCAGCAUCGGCAUCCUCGCCUGCUACUGCCUCCUGCUGGUUCCUUGGCUGCCCGAGAGCCCCACGUUCCUGAUCGUCACCAACAAGGACGAGGAAGCGAAGGCCGUCCUGCGGCGCCUGCGGGGCCCGGACGUCGACGUCUCCAAGCUGCUGCAGAGCCUGAGGAAGCAAAACGAGGGCGUCCAGAACACCGUCGGCUGGGGGUUCCUCCUGAAGCGAGACAUCCUGCGGCGGGAGCUGAUCCUUUUCUGGCUGUUCUUCUUCGCGAACUUCACGGGCUUUCAGGUCAUCAAGGCCGACACGGCAAGGAUGGUGGCGUCGUCGGACUUCGCUCUCGACGGCAAGCUCAGCGCCAUGCUGGUCAACGCCAACCUCUGCGUCGGCAACCUCUUCAUGCUUCUCAUCCUGGACCGCGUGGGGCGUCGCCGGUGCUUUGUCCUGUCGCUGUGCUUGCUCCUGGUUGCCUACGCCAUCCUGGGCACGUUCACCUUCUACAGCGAACAGGACGCGGUGCUUCCGGUGGAGAUAGAGCUGCCUCUCCUCGCGGAAUCGAAUUCAACCGUGGAAUAUUUCUACGAGAAUGUGCCGUCCGAGACCUCCUGGAGCUGGGUGCCCCUGGCGUGCCUGAUGCUGGCGGCCCUGGGACAGAGCCUGGGGACGGGCCCCAUCCCCUGGAUCCUCUCGCCCGAGUACUUCCCCACCGCCAUCAGGUCGCAGGCGAUGAGUAUCUGCACCCUGAUGGGCAGCCUGCAGGCCUUCGCCAGCUUACAGCUGUUCAGCCCCAUGCAGAACCUGCUGACGGAGGCCGGCCUCUACUGGACCUACAGCUGCACCGCCGGCGUUGGGAUAGUGUACACGCUGCUGUUCCUUCAGGAGACCAGCGGCGCGUCUGUCGGCUGAACAGCUGAGCGUGUGGAGCAGCUUCGUGAAUUAUAGUCGUCUGAGUGAAUAUAUGUAUUUAAAUUUGCGCGUCAUACAAACACAAACGCAUACAAACACACACACAAACAUGCACAC